AUGGAGAUUCAGUCGUUGCCGCUCAGGAAUGGAAAUUCCAUACAUGUACCCAAGCUCGGUUUCGGAACAGGUACCGCAUGGUACAAGCCCGACGGCAAAGGUCCUUUUGACCAGUCACUCGUUGAUAUCUUAAAGAAGGCAAUUGGCGCAGGCUUCUCUCACAUCGAUCGUGCAGACGCCUACGGGACCAAGGAAGAGCUGGGUGUCGCGAUUCGCGAGUGUGGCGUUCCUCGAGAGCGACUCUUCAUCGUGACCAAGGUCCAGGACAAUGUCUUCAAUAUUCUCCAAGCCAUCGACAACAGCUUAAAGAAGCUACAGCUCUCCGAUGUUGAUAUGUACCUCAUUCAUGCGCCUUUCUUCGCCAAGAACGAUGAAGAUCUCGAGAAAGCGUGGAAAGACAUGGAGCAAGUCAAGGCAUGA
Metarhizium brunneum ARSEF 3297 is the source of this 420-nucleotide messenger RNA. It is a transcript of the gene I3ACR, whose product is annotated as NAD/NADP-dependent indole-3-acetaldehyde reductase. Gene Ontology annotation, cellular component: cytosol. Gene Ontology annotation, molecular function: aldose reductase (NADPH) activity. Lineage: Eukaryota; Fungi; Ascomycota; Sordariomycetes; Hypocreales; Clavicipitaceae. The record is from RefSeq and is a predicted model, not a curated record.